This is a messenger RNA of Metschnikowia bicuspidata var. bicuspidata NRRL YB-4993, 4502 nucleotides long. RefSeq names its product protein phosphatase regulator (gene LPI9). Lineage: Eukaryota; Fungi; Ascomycota; Pichiomycetes; Serinales; Metschnikowiaceae. The transcript has a single exon. The coding region runs from base 300 to 4046 and encodes 1248 amino acids. The record is from RefSeq and is a predicted model, not a curated record.
AAAAAAAAAAAAAAAAAAAAAAAACAGAUUGCGUAGGGCCAGCGGCCCAGUGCUCGCGGCGCCUGCAGGCCCCGGGCCUGGGGCCAUGGCUGAACCACGCCUACAAACUAGCACCCCGUCCGUCCAUCUUUCCGCCACCCCCCUGUCUUUGCGCCCACAAACCCAAACUUUCUUUCUGCGCCCGACCCCGCCAGCCCGCAGACCGCAAAACACGUGCUUUCCGAGCCCCGCCUGCCCGAGCGCCCCACGACCCCAGGCCCGCCCAGAAACCCGCCUGCCGCCCGCUGUCCUCCAUCGCCAUGUCGCUUGCGCCGCCAUCCGACAUCACAACAGGCGUGUCCAACGGAGACGUGGACUGGCUCUUCCGCAGCAAGUCGAAGAAACUCGAAAAGAAACUCAAUCUCGAACGGCGGCCCUCGGUUUCGCUCGCGCCGGACCGCCCCGACCUGGCUGGACCGGCCCCUACCUCCAGCGGCAGGGACACACGGCCGGGCGGAGACAAGGAGAACAGCCCCAGCGCGGAAGCCGCGUCGGAUGCUCGUGCCUCGCACGGCCCCGAGAACAAGCCCGCAGAGCCCGCCGCGUCGGCCGCCAGAAACGACGCCAGGCCCCCCAGAAACGACGCCAGGCCCGCCAGAAACGGCCCCCAAACGGCCCCGGACUCGCCGCCCAGCCCGCGGAACACGCACACGGGCCUCCCCGGCCCUAGCCCGGUCGGGCUGCCGCCCGCCACGCGGCGCUCCCGCUCGUCGUCCGCCCCGCAGCCGCCCAAGCAGCCUGCCGCGGUUGCCGGCGCCCUGCCAGCCGCCAGCAGAAGGACCAGCGUGGCCGUGGCGCAGCCGCCCGCCACCGUGGCCCCCAUACAGCCCCCGGCGCCGGUGUCGCGGGCCAAUUCGGGCAAGGGACGCUCGUUCUUCAGCUCGCUCUCGGCCAAGUUCAAACACUCGGCGUUCUCGGCGCCGCCUUCGGCCCCCGCGGCACCGCCCGCACCCAGCGCCCUGCGCGCCUCAUCGCCAACUGCCACGGCGGUGCUGCCGGCGAUGCACGUGCCGAAAUCCGCGCCGUCGGGCGGCCCGUCCCCGCGGGACCAGGACCUCGCGGCCUCGGUCAACAAGCCGCCGCUGGAAUUGGCCCAGGGCGUGCCCCCAAACAGGCUGGUGCACCGCGCGUCGCUCACGUCGCUCGCGGCGCUCUCGCCGCGGCCGUCCUCGGAGAAAGAGCGCGGCUUCUUCAGAAGACGGUCGCUGAUGGCCGACGCCCCCCCGGCCGUGGCCCCCACAGACGCCUGGAAGACCGCCGGCCCGGCCCACCUUGCACAGAAACCCCGCAAGCCCGAGCUUUGUUUGCGCAGGGUCUCGUUUGCCUUGGACAAGCUAGACAAGGACCCGCAGCAGCAGAUCCCCUCACGCAGGCCGCGCAAGGGAGCCGUGUUGGUUCCCGAGGACUUGAAGGCCCCGCCGCCGCGGCUCGCCUUGGGGAUCUCCACGGCCGACGGCAGCCGCAGCAGCGCGGCGGCGGAGCCCAGCUACACCGACGAGGAGUUUCAGCGGGCGCUAGAGGCGCAGCACAAGGCUCUGUUGGAAGCCGCAAAGCAUGCCGUGGAGGCACAUUUGUCGGCAAAGAAGCUCGCGUGCCAGAUUGCGGGGUACAAGGCGUCAAGCAAGUCCGCCCUGGCGGCCUACGCGGAGGAGGACGACAUCUCACAGGGCGCGGAGAACAUCGCGAUCGACAACCCGUUGCACGUGCACCUCAACCACUUCGAGAACGUGACGCCGCUCGUGUCCGACGACGAGGACGACGACCUCACGCCCGAAACCAUAUACACGCGGUGCUGUCACUUGCGCGAGAUCCUCCCCAUCCCGGCCACGUUGAAGCAGCUCAAGCACAAGCCGCGGCCGUUGCAGAUCCUUAAGAUGCUCAACCCCAGACCCACGUUGAUCGAUGUGCUUUCGUUCAGCGACUUCAUCACCAUCAUGCCCAUCAACACUGUCAUCUUCGACAACGUCACCAUGACCACCGAGAUGUUGAAGCACGUGCUUGCCGGCUUGGUGCACAGCAAGCACUUGGAAAAGCUCUCGUUGCGAAACGUGGCUAUUGACAAAGCAGGGUGGGGCUACUUGUGUGAGUUCAUGUCCCGCAACCACAACGUGAAAAAGCUAGAUAUCUCGCAGCAGAGAGUCAAGCACUUGACCAAGCCCUCGUCCGUCAGAUCCGCCAUGAACUGGAACUUGUUCAUCGACGCGCUCAAGUCUCGAAACGGCAUCGAGGAAUUGGUCAUGGGCGGCUGCAAGUUGAGCGACGACGUCUUCGAGAAUCUCUUGGAGCAUGCUUUAACAGUGUCGACAUGCAGACUAGGCGUUGCGGCAACGGAAAUCAACGUGCGGAAAUGCGAGCUUUUGGCCGACUGGAUUGGUAGACCCAACUCCAAAUGCGUGGGGAUCGACAUUGCUUCGAAUGACUUGAGCCAGGGACAACUCAAGCCAUUCAUUGACGCGUUUAAUACCAAAACGGUCAACUUGGUUUUCUUCUCAUUGAACGCCACCUCUUUGUCUGACAUAGACGAGGUUGGCGAUCUCUUGAAAGGAUUGUCGAGACUCGAGAACCUUCGCUUUUUCGACUUCAGCUCGCUACCCCAGCUCUUUCCUCAUGUUAUUUCCAAAUUGGGCAGAUAUCUUCCCAACUUCAAGAGUCUAAGACGAAUGCAUUUCGACUUGAAUGAGCUCUCCUCGCAGUCCAUUGCCGCACUUGCCGACGUGUUUCCCAAAGUGCCAAACCUUGUCCAUGUAUCCUUGUUGGGAAACACUAACCUAGACCGAGGCUCUAUCGGCGCCUUAUACACAGCGGUGAAGUUGUCUUCAAUAUUUACCCUAGACUUGGACUACGACCUUAUCCCUGACGAACUUUCACAGCGCCUUGCCCUUUACCUCAUGAGAAACUUUGACAAGGCAGUCAAGCCAAAUAUCAGUGACUAUGCUGGGAACAAUGAGCAGGACGACGUGAUGUUCGAUGGAUCUCUUUUAAUGGAAACGGCCGAGAAAAUGUUGACAGAAAGUGAUCAGAAUCCAGGAGAGGUCGACUUGAAGUUGCAAAAAAUAAUCACAAAUGCGCUUAUUGAAAGAACCAACUCGGUCAGGAAAGAUAUGCAUCGCGUGAUCGACUCGCUCUUUGAGCAAAGAAACAAUGGAAAUUUGUCUUUCGAGGGAAAGGAAAACCUCCUUCGAUUCUGUCUCCUCGAUGCGUCGCUCGAGAAACUCGUUCACAUGUUCGAACAAAAAGCGAAGAUGUUCAGCUCGACCCCCUUGAGCCCUUCUACUUCCAUUCAAGACACGGAAAACUCGCUUAAAGUGGAUCGUGAAAAGCUUCAUGCCGGCUCCUCGGCGUUGAUUGCAGCUGGUCCGAUUUUGAUGGCUAGAACCUCUCGCCCAAAUGGAUCAAGUGGCUUUCAAGGAAACGAAUCGACAUUGCAACCACAUCUGGUGGUCAUUGACGCGAAUUCAGACGGGCGGGACGUUAUUAUAGACAAUCUAACGGGAAGACCGAUCCUCAUGAAGUCGGUCUCUCAAUCAUCGCUCUACGCUAAGGAACAGGAGGAGGAGGAAGGUGAAUUUCUCCGUUGGGGCUACUUCAUGGAGCACCUAGACAACAAGGAGAAGGUUUCCGAUAUGUUGAAUGGAGACGAAUGUCGACAAGAGCUUUCCGUUUUCGGGACCGUUCCGUCCGGGUCGGAGCUUCGCGAGGCCAUCAUCGACGCGAAGGGCGUCGAGUCUGUGACUGACCUCAUCUCCAAAAUCAAUACUCAGAGAGUGAGUCUUGAGAACAUCUACAGAAACAAGGAAAUAGACGAAGUCACUGGCAGUGACGGUGAGGUUGGGAGCCCGUUGACGAUGAGCAGCAAGAGCGAGGCUUUCCAAGAUGCAACAGAACAUUUGAGCGGCGAAGACAACGUCUCCAUCGACUCUGGCGAGGGCCUUGGUGUGCACCCGGUUGUUGAUGAGGCUUAUGACAAGCUUCUCAACGAAGCCCAGCGCGUGAUGUCGAACAAGUGAGAGUUGCUUGCGCUUGUACAUACAUUAAUGAAUAAUGAGAAACCGUGGUUGGUGACACAGUUGGCGAGUGCCACCGAUAGUGAGUGAGGGUAGGCGGGGCGGGUGGAAACAGCGGUUGACGGCAAAAGGGCACGGGUAAGGGAAACUACAUGUGGGCAGGCGAGAAAAGAAAAUUAAGAUUAAAGUUUGACAAGUUACACAAGUUCAAGCAGAAACUUAGUUCUCGGCCUUGAAAGCAGCGAUCUUGGCGUUGAUCUUGGCCUGUCUCUCCUCUCUGGAGAUCUUGGUGGCCUUGUACUUCUUGGACUCAGCAGCGUACUCCUCCUUGGUGUGCUUCUUUUGGGUUGGCUUGAAGGAUGGGUCCUCUCUGAUCUUCUCGUGGGCGUUGGCGUAAAUCUCCUCAACGUCCUCUGGGUCGACCUCGUCCUUAAUGUACGACUUGAAAACUUGCUUGUA